GAUCUCUUCGCUGCGAAGCCAUCUUCUUCUCGGUCUCCACGCGCUUUCACCUCCGUAUUUUACUCGCGCCCUUCUCUCUCUCCUCGACCUCAUUCGCCUCGCCUCGCGUCUCGUCUCGUUCGCCCCUCGCCACCACGCAACACGCCAUGGGCGCGGCCGACGACGCCAACCACCGCCACGAGGAGGCCAGCCCCCUCCUGCCACCGGGCGGCGGCGGCGGCGGCGGCAAGAAGCUCCACCAGUCUCCGCCUCCAUCGCCUCCGGAGGCAGCCAAGUGCUGCGCCGAUGGAGUCCCCGUCGUUAUGGGCGAGCCGCUCGGGGCACCCGCACCGCCGCGGGAGAGCUGGAACUCGGGGGUGCUCUCCUGCCUCGGCCGCAACGACGAGUUCUGCAGCAGCGACGUCGAAGUGUGUCUUCUUGGAAGCAUAGCACCAUGUGUGCUGUAUGGUAGUAAUGUUGAGAGGUUUGCAGCCAGACCAGGAACUUUUGCAAACAGCUGCUUGCCUUACACUGGCCUCUAUAUGCUUGGGAAUGCUCUCUUCGGGUGGAACUGCAUAGCCCCAUGGUUCUCUCAUCACACUCGUACAGCUAUUCGUCGACGAUACAAUCUUGAGGGUAGCUUUGAGGCUUUCACUAAGCAAUGUGGGUGCUGCCAUGGCCUUGUUGAGGAUGAGGGGAACCGUGAGCACCUGGAGGUUGCCUGCGACCUUGCAACUCACUACUUCUGUCACCCUUGUGCGCUCUGCCAGGAGGGACGCGAGCUGCGGCGCAGGGUCCCCCAUCCUGGCUUCAACGGGCGAUCUGUCUUGGUCAUGACGCCACCAAAGGAGCAGACUAUGGGUCGUGGCAUGUGAACCGUGCCAAACAUCUGCUCUGCUCUAUUUGCACUUGAGCUAUUAUGUGAUGAAUGUUCUCUACUGCCUUGGUGAAACUCUGUAUGUUCGUCGGUAAAUAUGAGUCUUGUGUGAUAUGGGAUCAUGAUGGACAAUGGAAACUCCAGCCUGUUUCUCUGAAUUGUGUUGAUCGUCUUCGGUCUUUCUGUUCCGUAUGGACCGCUUGUGUAUUCUGUCAUUCUGAAUAACAUUGUAAUACUGUAUCACGUUUGUGUUGGCAAUCCACUUUUAAACUUAUCGAUGUGAA
Molecule: messenger RNA, 1140 nt
Organism: Oryza sativa Japonica Group (Japanese rice)
Lineage: Eukaryota; Viridiplantae; Streptophyta; Magnoliopsida; Poales; Poaceae
Source: RefSeq, a predicted model, not a curated record